Molecule: messenger RNA, 6428 nt
Organism: Alligator sinensis (Chinese alligator)
Lineage: Eukaryota; Metazoa; Chordata; Crocodylia; Alligatoridae
Gene: MET
Product: MET proto-oncogene, receptor tyrosine kinase
Exons: 21
Coding region: 37-4191 (1384 amino acids)
Biological process (GO): phagocytosis; regulation of cell migration; cell migration
Cellular component (GO): membrane; semaphorin receptor complex
Molecular function (GO): protein binding; transmembrane receptor protein tyrosine kinase activity; semaphorin receptor activity
Source: RefSeq, a predicted model, not a curated record
ACUCAUAACCUACUGGAAUUGGUAAAAGCUACAGCAAUGAAGUCUGUAACAGCAUCUGCAUCUGGGAUAAUUGUCUUCCUGUUUGCUUUGGUGCAGAGAAGCACUGAACAAUGUAAAGAAGCAGCUAUAAAAUCAGAGAUGAAUAUGAGUGCCAAGUAUCAUCUCCCUAAUUUCAUUGCAGAAACGCCAAUCCAGAAUAUAAUUUUAUAUGACCAUCACAUCUAUAUUGGAGCAGUCAACAAGAUUUAUGUCUUAAAUGAAACCCUUCAUAACAUUUCUGUGUACAAGACUGGGCCUGUAUUGGAAAACCCUGAUUGUGCACCUUGUGAAGACUGCAAAGAUAAAGCCAAUUUAUCCAGUAGCAUUUGGAAAGAUAAUGUCAACAUGGCUUUGCUCCUAGAAACAUACUAUGAUGAUCAGCUCAUCAGCUGUGGUAGUGUAAGUAGGGGUAUAUGUCACCGUCACAUCAUUCACCCUGACAACCCUGCGGACAUACAAAGUGAAGUGCAUUGCAUGUAUUCAAAGCAGAUGGAUGGAGAGUCAUAUAACUGCCCUGACUGUGUUGUAAGCACUUUGGGAACCAAAGUUUUAGUGACAGAAAAGGACAGGUUUGUAAACUUCUUUGUUGGGAAUACCAUGAAGUCUUCAUUUCAGCCACAGCAUACACUACAUUCAGUAUCAGUUAGAAGGUUAAAAGAAACCCAGGAUGGUUUUGAGUUUCUUACAGAUCAAUCUUAUAUAGAUGUUCUCCCACAGUACAGGGAUUCUUAUCCCAUCAAGUAUGUCCAUGCCUUUGAAAAUGACCACUUUGUCUACUUUCUGACAGUCCAGCGAGAAUCUCUUGACUCCCAAGCUUUUCACACAAGAAUCAUCCGGUUCUGCUCCUUGGAUUCUGAGUUGCGUUCUUACAUGGAAAUGCCCCUUGAGUGCAUUUUCACUGAAAAACGGAGAAAGAGGUCAAUUCGAAGGGAGAUAUUCAAUAUUUUGCAGGCUGCAUAUGUAAGCAAGCCAGGUGCAGCUCUGGCCCAUGAAAUGGGUCUUGGAGUGAAUGAUGACAUUCUGUAUGGCGUCUUUGCACAAAGUAAACCAGACUCUUCAGAACCGACAAACAGAUCAGCUGUCUGCGCAGUAUCUGUAAAAACAAUAAACGAAUUCUUCAACAAAAUUGUAGAUAAGCAAAACAUGAAAUGUCUUCAGCAUUUUUAUGGGAAAGAUAGCAAGUACUGCUUGAACAGGAUAUUUUCAAGAAAUGCCUCAUACUGCAGAACACGAGAUGAUGAAUACCGGGUAGAGGUUACGACUCCUUUGCAACGGGUCGACUUGUUCAUGGGGCAGUUCAACAGUAUCCUGUUAACUUCAAUAUCUGUCUUCACCAAAGGGAAUCUUACCAUUGCCAAUCUGGGAACAUCUGAGGGUCGCUUUAUGCAGAUAGUGAUUUCCCGUUCAGAACCUACAGCACCAUAUGUGAGUUUUCGCCUAGACUCCCACCCAGUCUCUCCACAAGUUAUUAUUGAACAUUCAUUAGUAGCAGAUGGUUCUACCCUGGUAGUAACUGGAAGGAAGAUAACCAAGAUUCCACUCAAUGGACCAGGCUGUGAUCACUUUAAAUCCUGCAGCCAGUGUCUCUCUGCACCUACUUUCAUGCAAUGUGGAUGGUGCAGUGAUCAGUGUGUGAGGCCCCAGGAGUGUGUGAAAGGGGUGUGGACCCAGGAGACAUGUUUGCCUAGAGUUUAUGAGAUAUUUCCAAGCAGUGCUCCAUUAGAAGGUGGGACAAAGCUAACAUUAUGUGGAUGGGACUUUGGAUUCAGCAGAAAUAAUAGACUUAACUUAAAACAUACAGAAAUUCUUAUUGGAGGGAAGCUUUGUCCUUUGGAAGAAAAAGCUAGCAACAAAAACAAGCUGGAGUGCAGUGUUGCUGCUGCAAAUAGCACAAGUUUGAAUAUAUCCAGCAGUGUUUCAAGUGGACAUGGCACAUCCCUAUUCAAUACAUUUUCCUAUGUGAAUCCGGUCAUAACACAUAUCUCUCCUACCUAUGGUCCCAAGUCUGGUGGAACAUUAUUAACUGUAGCUGGGAAAUACCUAAACACUGGAAAAAACAGGAGGAUUCUUAUUGGUGGGAAACAAUGCACCUUAAAAAGGGUAUCUGAUAGCGUUGUAGAAUGUUAUACUCCUGCACAAAAAAUUCCAUCAGAAUAUCCUGUUAAAAUGGAAAUUGACUUAGCUAUUCGAAAAACUAAAGAUCAUUUUACAUACAGAGAAGACCCCAUUGUUUUAAAAAUCCAUCCAACCAAAUCUUUUCUUAGCGGUGGAAGUACAAUCACAGCUCAUGGAAUCAACCUGAAUUCCGUGUGCUUUCCUCAGAUGGUAAUCACUGUACCUAAGCUAGGGAAGAACUUCACUGUGGCAUGUAACCAUCGCUCUAACUCAGAGAUAAUCUGCUGCACAACUCCUUCACUUAAAUCCUUCAAUCUGCAACUACCUUUUGUAACAAAAGUGUUUUUUAUUUUUGAUGGAGUCACCCCUUUAUACUUUGAUUUUGAUUAUGUGAAUAACCCUGUAUUUAAACACUUUGAAAAGCCAGUGGUUAUCUCAAGAGGCAGCCAAAAUGUAAUAGAAAUUAAGGGAAGUUAUAUCGACUCAGAAGCUGUGAACGGCGAGGUGCUAAAAGUUGGCAAUAAGAGUUGUGAAAAUAUCUUCUCACAGUCAGAAUCAGUUUUCUGUACAGUUCCCAGUGAGCUGCUGAAAACCAACAGUGAACUAAAUAUAGAGUGGAAGCAAGACGUUUUGUCAACUGUUAUUGGGAAAGUAUUGGUUCAGCAAGAUCCAAAUUACACAGGAUUGACUGUGGGAGUUGUUUCAAUAUCCAUUGUACUUUUGUUAUUUGUGGGUCUUUUCUUGUGGAUGAAGAAGAAGAAACAGAUUAAAGGUACAGAUUUGGGAGGUGAUCUAGUUCGCUAUGAUGGUAGAGUGCACACUCCUCAUUUGGACAGGCUGGUGAGUGCAAGGAGUGUAAGUCCAACUACAGAAAUGGUUUCUAGUGAAUCUGUAGACUACAGAUCAACUUUUCUAGAAGAUCAGUUUCCAAGUUUGUCUCAGAAUGGAUCAUGCAGACCAAUACAAUAUCCUCAUACAGACCUGUCCCCCAUUCUGUCCAGUGGGGACUCGGAUUUAGCCAGUCCACUACUGCAAACAAAUGUCCACAUUGAUAUCAGUGCCUUAAAUCCAGACCUGGUCAAAGAAGUUGAGCAUGUGGUUAUUGGUGCAGAUAGCCUGAUUGUGCAUUUUAACGAAGUAAUUGGAAGAGGACAUUUUGGGUGUGUGUACCAUGGGACCUUGCUGGAUAAUGAUAGCAGGAAAAUUCAUUGUGCUGUGAAGUCCUUGAAUAGAAUUACAGAUCUAGAAGAAGUAGCUCAGUUUCUUAAGGAAGGAAUAAUCAUGAAGGAUUUCAGUCAUCCCAAUGUUCUUUCAUUACUUGGCAUUUGCUUGCCCAAUGAAGGGUCUCCUUUAGUGGUACUCCCAUACAUGAAACAUGGAGAUCUUCGAAACUUCAUUAGAAAUGAGACUCAUAACCCAACAGUAAAAGAUUUAAUUGGAUUUGGCCUUCAAGUAGCAAAAGGUAUGAAAUACCUUGCAAGCAAAAAGUUUGUGCAUAGAGAUUUAGCUGCAAGAAACUGCAUGCUGGAUGAAAAAUUCACUGUCAAGGUUGCUGAUUUUGGUCUAGCUAGAGAUGUGUAUGAUAAAGAAUACUACAGUGUGCACAAUAAAACGGGAGCCAAGCUGCCAGUGAAAUGGAUGGCUUUAGAAAGUUUGCAAACUCAGAAGUUCACAACAAAGUCAGAUGUGUGGUCUUUUGGUGUGCUGUUAUGGGAACUUAUGACAAGAGGGGCACCGCCUUACCCUGAUGUAAAUUCUUUUGAUAUAACCGUCUAUUUAUUACAAGGAAGGAGACUAUUGCAGCCUGAAUACUGCCCUGAUCCACUGUAUGAAGUCAUGCUAAAGUGCUGGCAUCCGAAACCUGAACUGCGCCCAGCAUUUUCUGAACUAGUUUCAAAAAUAUCAACAAUCUUCUCCACUUUUAUUGGGGAGCAUUAUGUUCAUGUCAACGCUACCUAUGUUAAUGUGAAAUGCAUUGCUCCUUAUCCUUCCCUUUUGUCAUCACAAGACAACAUAGACAGGGAUGUGGAUACAUGACUGGGUGUCUACAGAACAUCAAAGAGACAUCCAUUACUAGUAGUAUGAACAAAAGUAAAUGUUUUGUCCGCUACUUUUUCACUGCCCAGUCUUUGUGAAAACACUGUCACACGUGUUUGUUGUCCAUAUUGCACUAUUAUGAGGAGGUGAUGUCAUGCUGUUUAAAGUUAUGGGAUUCUUAUACCCUACGGUGGUAAUUUCCAAACAUUCUGAGCAACCGCAUCCAUAAUCCGACUAAAGAACUCAGCUGCUACUGCUUAAAGCUAGGACUCACCAACUCUCAUUCAUUUGUACAAGCUUUGCAAGCUACCAUUUGUUGUGCCUCAAGGCUUGUACAAUUGAAUGAGGUAAGUAGCAGUGAUGCACAAGAUCCCAAUACAGGGUCAUAUCAUUAAUGAGGUAAAAGAGCACCUAGACCACUGGUCACUGAAGCUGGAAGUACCAUUAAUGGUGCACAUACUAUUGGUCAUCAGGCACUGCAGGAAUAGUUUUAUAAAAAGACCAUGUUAAAUACUCAAAAUUGUAAGGCUGCAAAAUUAGUUCCUCCUGUUGGAUCUUGUAGGCUCUACCUUUUCUCAUCUUUUCUUGUUAGGCUUAUGAAAGGGCAACGUAGCCUAGAGACAGCCAUUCUCAUGGCAAUUUGCUAAACUGGCACAUGUCAACAUUCCAAAGCAGAAUGAAAUUAAACAAGUACAUCAGCUCUGAGGUAGCAGUGUAUUUAUGCUGUUCAUAAAAUCGAAAGGAGCAAGCUGGAAGUAUGCAUUCCCAUUGCUGCCAGGGUCAUUCCAGCAUUCUACCACUUCUUUGUGAAAUCACUGUACUGAUAGAUUUCCUACUGAAAAAUAUAAGGCUUCACUUCUUUCAAUAAUGAAUGAGCUGUUUGGGGAGGCUAAAAACUCUACGGAGUCUAAAUUAACCAGUAUGCUAAAAUCUGGGAUGCAGCAGUUUGGGGAACACCACUUUGGAGAGGUACUCAGUUAGAUCUGGAAGUAGUAAACAUGAGAGGAACCAGGCAAGCAGAGGCUCCAUGCAACUGGCUAUUGACCCAGGUUAUGAAUACCUGUGCCCGCCAGCCCAGGGGUGGAGCUGCAGCCUGGAAGGAGCAAAUGGGUCAGUUGAGGAGCUGCCAAGUCAGCCGAAGAGAGCCAACUGAACCAGAAAGGCUGCUAACUUCUGCAAAGCAGUGCUAAAGGGUUAAGAAAGCUGAAUGGAAGAGGAAAAAUGGUUACGCCUUACAGCUGCUCCUUGAGUUAAUCUAGCCUAGUGAGUUAUUAUAUACAGCAUAUUUCUAAAUUAUGACCAGAAAAGUGAUUUUGAAAAGAUAUAGUCAUUUAGGCUUUUGAAGAUUUAGGGAAGAUUACUAUAGCUUUCAUGCAAGCAUGGUGUGUCAUUUCUGUUCCUGUGGAAUUCUGUGCAUACUACUGUAUAGCUUGUUUGGUGUAGAAUAUAGCUGGUUUCAUUGGUGUAAACACUUAAAAUAUUCUAUUUUUAUAAAAAAAAGUUUAUUUUUAAUGACAUAGACAAAGUUUGGUUAGGCCACAAGAUACUGCACUGUGAACAUUUCAGAACUUUCCACUUUUGAUUCAUAAAUUGUAACAAGAUCAAAAUUACUGUGUACUGUGUAAAUAUCAAGAAGGACAAGAAGUGAUUGCAAACACACUCCACCCUAAGUAAAAUAUCACCAUUGCUGGAAGCCAAACAUUUUAAUGUCUUCAAAGGAAGCUAAUCCUUAUAAAGGACUUGAUUAUAAGGAAGAUUUAUUGUUUUACGUGAAAGAUUUAUCAUGAGGGUGGAUUGUGUAAGCAAAGUAUGAGCUGAUAGUACCGUAUUGUAUUAUACCACCACUUUCUAUUCAGAUGCAAACAUUUCAUGCAUGCUGAGAGCAAUACUCAUUGUAAAUUGCUAAAGGACAAAAGGUUCUGCUCUAGGCAAAAAGCAGAAACAUUCAUCUCCACGGUUGUUAAAAUGGCUAAGGAAGUUUAUGACACAGAUGUGGAGGAGAUCCUCCAAACUUGUAUAUACAUGCUCAAGGAAGGCUGCAAUGUGAAAACAGAGAACAUUUUUACUAUUUAUGAACUUUUGGUUAAUAAAGUUAAUGUUGUGUCUGGGACACCUGUAAGAGUAUGUGAUUCUGGUAAGGAUUUCUUGUUUGUAAAUUCAUCUAUCUGAAAAUGAGCUGAAUGGUACUUAUGUUUCUAAUUGGUGGUAUGACCUAAUAAACAUGUUAUUCAACUGAA